UUCGUUUGGGCUCUGGUUAUUCCCGUAAUUAUUAACGAACUUCAAUGGCAUUUAGAUAAACACAGAGCUUUUGUGUUUAAGCGGAUAGUUAUAGACAAAUAAGUCACGAAGGAAACGAAUCUGUUGCAAAUGGAGGAUGCCAAAACUGAAGUGGAGAAGAAGGUGUCUAUACUUUUAAAGUUUAUUCAAAACAAAAACAAGAUCCCAAAGGUUACAAAGAAGGAGCUUGUUGGGAUUGUUGAAGAUCUUCAUAAGCAGUGUCAGUUACUUUACUUUGUGUUUGAUGAUUUGGGGACUAAUGGAAGAAAAGGAAAAUUGGGUACUGCUACUUCAUCGAGGUCUAGUUCGGAUUUGGAUUACUAUUCCUCAGAGGAAAUAGAGAUCACUGCUGAUAAUGUUAGUGAAACAUUGAGCUCAGAUUAUGCGGUGAUGCUCAGAAAGCUACAAGAGACUGAGUUAAUAAAUGAAGAUUUGGAGAGACAGGUGAGCAAUCUGAAACAGGAAACGGACAAUCUACGCGAUCAAAACAUGGAGGUGGCGGGCGAUAUUGAAGGUAAGAGAAACGAGGACAGAGGACAUCUCAAGGGGUUGAUGAGUAAAAGUGAAGCUGCAUUGUUGUGUAACCAGAAAAAGGAGUUGGAAUUGGAGCUGGAGAAGAAAGCCAAUCAAGUUUUAGAGACGCAAAUGCGAUUGAAGCGUUUGGAGGAAGAAACAAAGAAACGGGCCAAGGCGGAGAUGAAGAUUGUUGAAGAAAAGGAAGCCUUGUGGAACAAAAAAGUACAGAAACUUGAAGCGGGCGUGGAUACUUUGCGGAAGAAGAGAAAGGAGUUUAAUGAGGAGAUGAAGAGUAAGAUUACUGAGAUUGAUUGUCUUAGGGAAGAGAAUCAGAAGCUGCAUACAAGAAUUUCAGAGAUUAGUAAAAUUGAAGACAAGAGUAAGAAACUUGAGUACCAAGAUAAGGAACGAGAAGAUAUCAUUCAACGGCUAUCAAUGGAGAUCAAGGAUCAGAAGAAGGUUAUGAAAGAACAGAAAGACGCCAUUGAUAAGUUUUCAGAGGAUCAGAAGGUGAUGAAACGUUGGUCAUUUGGUUCGAAAUUGAAUACUAAUCUUCUCGAGAAGAAGAUGGAUGAGUUAGCGGAAGAUUUUCGGAUGAAAAUGGAAGAUCAUAUCCGGAUACUUCACAGGAGGAUCCAUGUAGCCGAACAAAUACACUUAGAGAGCAAGAACAACUAUAUCAAGAAGCGCGACAACACACAAACACAAGAAAACAGAGGAAACAGAGCAGAUUUCAAGAAAAUCAAGGAAAUGGUGGAACAAGGGCUUACUGGACCAGAGAUGGCGUUAAAGAAGCUGGAAGAAAGCGGGGAAUUAGUGAGCCGAGUCACGAGAUUAUCUAAAGAGAUCGAUUCAGCGAGAAAAUGGGUGAAGGAGAAAGACAACAACAUGAAGCAUGAAGUUGAAACUCUAGAGGCGAAGCUAGAAUGUAGAGAAGCACAAGAAUCUCUGCUAAAGGAGAAGCUAUCAAAACUAGAGGCGAAGCUAGGAGAGGAAGGAACAGAGAAGCUGAGUCUAUCAAAGGCUAUGAGGAAAAUAAAAAAGCUUGAGAUUGAUGUGAAGGAGAAAGAGUAUGAGUUGUUGAGUUUAGGAGAAGGGAAGAGAGAAGCCAUAAGACAACUAUGUGUUUUGGUUGAUUAUCAACGUUGUCGAUAUGAUGAUCUCAAAACAUCCAUUUGUCACGUAGCUCUUCAAGCAUAAACUUUCUUCUUCUUUUUUGGUGCAAAUAUUGUAAAUAUUAAAUAUGUUGCAAGAUU
Arabidopsis arenosa is the source of this 1811-nucleotide messenger RNA. NCBI's taxonomy places the organism in Eukaryota, Viridiplantae, Streptophyta, Magnoliopsida, Brassicales, Brassicaceae. The record is from the annotation of a GenBank genome assembly.